Eimeria maxima is the source of this 555-nucleotide messenger RNA. RefSeq lists its product as hypothetical. The record is from RefSeq and is a predicted model, not a curated record. The transcript has 2 exons. NCBI's taxonomy places the organism in Eukaryota, Apicomplexa, Conoidasida, Eucoccidiorida, Eimeriidae. The coding region runs from base 1 to 555 and encodes 184 amino acids.
AUGCAGGGGUUUACGGCCAAGAAAAUCGAUCAUCUGCAAUUCUCUCAACAGUGGCGAUUGUUGAGAAGAAGAGACCCUUCUCUGCUACUGCAGCAGCAGCAGCAGCAGCAGCAACAGCAGCAACAGCAACAGCAACAGCAGCAGCAGCAAGAGCAGCAGAAGGAUAUGUGUCACAACUGUAGGACCAACUGCAGCAACUGCAGCAAGUACAGCAAGACCAACAACAACAGCAGCAGCAGCAGCAGCAGCAGCAAAUGCACAAAGAACAGCCCAACCACCCCCAUCACCACCACCAGCAGCAGCAGCAGCAGCAGCAGCAGCAGCAGCAGCAGCAGCAUACGUAUACUAGGGUCAGCUUGUGCUGCUUCUUGGGAGAUUUUAUCUAAUGUCUUUAUAGGCUCAUUACGAUUAGAUAAACCUCCUCCUCCUAAUGCAGCAAAUGAUGUUAUGCUGCUCCCUGUCUGCAGCAGCAGCAGCAGCAGCAACAGCAGCAGCAGCAGCAACAGCAGCAACAAUAGCAGCAACAGCAGCAGAAGAAGAAGAGCAAUUGAAUAA